Messenger RNA from Lichtheimia ornata, 1179 nucleotides. RefSeq lists its product as uncharacterized. The record is from RefSeq and is a predicted model, not a curated record. The transcript has 7 exons. Gene Ontology annotation, cellular component: P-body. NCBI's taxonomy places the organism in Eukaryota, Fungi, Mucoromycota, Mucoromycetes, Mucorales, Lichtheimiaceae. Gene Ontology annotation, molecular function: mRNA binding. The coding region runs from base 1 to 1179 and encodes 392 amino acids. Gene Ontology annotation, biological process: P-body assembly; cytoplasmic stress granule assembly.
AUGAGCGAAUUGCGCUACAUUGGUUCAAAGAUCUCGCUCGUGUCCAAAAGCGACAUUCGUUACGUGGGGAUUCUACACAGCAUUGACCCAACGAAUGCCACAUUGUCCUUGGAGCAAGUGGUAUCCUAUGGUACUGAGGGGAGACGAGGUGAUAUGCAUGUACCUCCUUCAGACGCUGUAUUCGGUCUCAUUGUCUUUCGUGGUUCGGAUAUCAAGGAUCUUCAAGUCUUUGAAGCACCAUCACAUGCCAAGAAUAGCUACCAUCCUCCUCCACAACCGAUGAUGAUACCAGAACAGUAUGGCUACUACUAUUACCCACCUCCACCACCACCGCCAUCUUCUUCAUCACAUAUCCAAGCACCAGCAGCAACGCCCUAUUUCCACAACACUGAGUAUCCGCAGCAACCACCCUAUCCAACGCCAGGUCCUACAACAAUAACUCCAACAGUAUUCAACUAUCCAAGCUACUAUAAUGAUCAACCCCUCAUAACCGAUGGUCCACAGAUGCCAAUCCCUGCCAUACCUAUGAUACACAAACCAGAAAUGCCUCCAACACCAACAACUCAAGUACCGCAUACAGCUAAUACCGAGGAUGUACAAGAGCCCAUAUCAAUGAAACCCGUCCGUAAACCCGAUCUCAAGGAUGAUGAGAAUGGCGAAAUACCAUCAACGACUGCGUACAACAACAGGAGGGAAUCAUGUGAGGAAAUGGCAUCGUCUAUUGAACAACUCGCCAAGAGUGUGAGCGAACUUGGCAUUGGGAAAGAGCAGCGGCGAUCAUUAUCCAAAGCAGAAAAGCAACCAUCUCGUAGUAGCAGUGUCCGAACAAAGCGAAAGAAAAAGAUACCAGUGCCUUGCCACGAUUUCGAUUUUGCGUCAUCCAAUGCCAAAUUUGACAAGCAAGAGCUACGCCAUCUUUUGGAGGAAGAGGAUACUCAAAGAGUCGUGCCACAGUUUUAUGAUAAGAGCAAAAGUUUCUUUGAUGACAUUUCGUGUGAAGCAAAAGAGCAAGCAGAUCACAAGGGAGCCAAUUAUCGUAAGAAACCCUGGCACGAGAAACAGCUGAAUAUGGAAACUUUUGGUGAACCAUCAGCCUUCAGAGAGGGAGCAAGAGGACGAGGACGAGGAAUGCAUCGUGGCAGAGGAAAUGGAAGGAAACAAUUACGUGGUAUAGCUUAG